Girardinichthys multiradiatus is the source of this 2374-nucleotide messenger RNA. RefSeq names its product neuroepithelial cell-transforming gene 1 protein-like. Gene Ontology annotation, molecular function: guanyl-nucleotide exchange factor activity. The transcript is spliced from 12 exons. NCBI's taxonomy places the organism in Eukaryota, Metazoa, Chordata, Actinopteri, Cyprinodontiformes, Goodeidae. Bases 149 to 1876 code for a protein of 575 amino acids. Gene Ontology annotation, biological process: intracellular signal transduction; positive regulation of Rho protein signal transduction. The record is from RefSeq and is a predicted model, not a curated record.
UCCGUCGUCCUGUGUGUGUGUUGUCAUUGAUUCCUUGUUUUCUUUGUAUACAUAAAGACACUUUUUAUACACCUGGACUUAGUUUUGUACCUUUUAGUCAUUAAUACACAUUGGUAAACGGAUAUUCUAAGCCGAAUCGACUCGCAAAAUGGAUGAAAAUGAGGAAGUUAGAGGAAGGACGGUGGAAAACCAGAAGCAGAAACUACGGAGGACUUCAUCGAGGACAUCUACUACGAGUGUCAUCAGCGCUGCAGAGCGGUCCCCGCACACACUGCGGAGAAACAACUCAAAGAAACCGCCAUUGAUGAGAGGCAGCUCGUUCACCUUCCUCACUCCAGGGACACCGUGGGACUUCAGUCUAAAAAGAAAGCGCAAAGAAAAGGAGGAUGACACCAUCAGUCUCUCCAGCUUUGACCUCAAGGAGCCCAAUAAUAAGCGAGUACGAUCCCUGGCCAAAGUGUCAUCCCUCGUCAACCUGAUAUCCCCGUCGAAAAAUGGAGCAGUACGCCGCUUUGGCCAGUCCAUUCAGUCAAUGUCUUUACGUGGUGAUGGGAAGUCACCGGGGACGACUCUCAAAGCUGCCAGCAAGGCCUCAGGUCCAACUCCCACCAAACGCAGGAACAGCACACUGUGGUCGGAGACGCUGGACGUCCAUCAGAAGAGUUCUUUCUCUGUUAAGGAAAUCAAAAGACAAGAGGCAAUUUAUGAGCUUUUCAGGGGUGAGCAGGACCUCAUUGAGGAUCUGCAACUUGCACGAAAGGCAUACCAUGAUCCGAUGCUCAAGCUCUCCAUCAUGACCCAGGAGGAACUAGCUCACAUUUUUGGUGACCUGGACGCAUACAUCCCCCUCCAUGAGUACCUACUCAUGAAGCUCACAGAGGGAACAGGGCCUGAUGGAACAGUAGCUCAGAUUGGACAGAUAGUAAUAGACUGGCUGCCUGGCCUGAAUGCUUAUAAAAACUACUGUAGCAACCAGCUCGCAGCCAAAGCUCUGCUGGACCAGAAGAAACAGGACAAGCGGGUGCAGGACUUCCUGCAGCGCUGCCUGGAGUCGCCUUUCAGCAGGAAGCUGGAUCUGUGGAGCUUCCUGGAUGUCCCACGUUCACGUCUGGUGAAGUACCCUCUGCUGCUGAGGGAGAUCCUCAAACACACUCCUCCUGAUCACCCAGAUGUAGCCAGCCUGGAGAGAGCGAUCACAAUAAUCCAGGACAUCUUGUCUGAGAUCAACGUGAGAAAGGGGGAGACAGAGUGCCAGUAUUACAUAGACCAACUGGAGUUCCUGGACGAAAAGCAGCGCGACCCUCUCAUAGAUGAGUGUAGGACCCUUCUAUGUCACGGCGAGCUUCGGACCAAGAGCGGUUCGAGGCUACACGUGUUCCUCUUCUCUGAGCUGCUGGUUCUGACCCGACCGGUGACGCGUAACGACAGAAGCUGCUUCCAAGUGUAUCGGCAGCCCAUCGCAGUAAGAGACCUGGUUCUAGAGGACCUCCAGGAUGGAGAGAUCCGCUUAGGAGGGUCAUUCAGGGGGGCGUUCACUAAUGGGGAGAAAGCUAAGAAUAUUUUCCGUGUGAGCUCCAUGGAUCCGUCCCACGGCCAGUCUCACACCCUGCACGUCAGCGACGUUUACCACAAGCAGCAGUGGCUCAACUGUCUGCGUGCUGCAAUCACCCAACAGCAGGGGGCUCCAACCAGAAGCCAGCAGGAGGAGUCCUUCCUCCCCUCUCCCAUCUCAUCAGCAAAGAUCUGUGACAAAGAGGCAGACGAGAACUGUCCGCCUGCUGCUUGCCCUACUAAGCUCAGGCGUCAGACGCUCUCUAAAAACAGGCUAGAGCAGAAGUUACAACGAUCACAAAGGAGGAAGGAAACUGGUGUGUAGACGGAGCUGAUUAGGGCCAGACACAUUGUCAGUAUGUGUCCAGUCAGUAAAAUUUCUGUCUUUGCUCUUAUAAUGCUUGCCUUUUGAGCUGCACUGAAAACCCCGUCCAAAAUGCGUUGUUUACGUCUUUAAAACAUGUAUUUAGUUUACAAUAAAAGAAAAGGCGAUCCCUGCCACUUGUUUUAUACCACUCGUUGCUCCCCCAGUUUCAUUCUGUUGUGAAUGUGUUUAAACUCUCAGUUAUCGUGUGAAUAGUUACCCGUUUAGUUAUUUGCUUCAAGAUAAAGGGAUGAGGAAACCAAGGUAACAUCUGAGUUGCUCACUGGAAGCUGCUGCUUCACACAGGUCUAAAAAUGUUUGAGAUGGCAAGCAAGAUAUCACUGUCCACAUGCAGUAAGAUAUGAACCUGUCUCGGAAAACAAAAUAAGAUGUAAAUAUAUGUAAUCUGUGAAAAUCUGAGUUAGAGGACAAAAUUAAGUAAAACAUGUUUGCUUGUUA